Humulus lupulus (European hop) is the source of this 2664-nucleotide messenger RNA. RefSeq names its product UPF0481 protein At3g47200-like. The transcript has 3 exons. The record is from RefSeq and is a predicted model, not a curated record. Lineage: Eukaryota; Viridiplantae; Streptophyta; Magnoliopsida; Rosales; Cannabaceae. Bases 915 to 2342 code for a protein of 475 amino acids.
UAUUACUCUGUGUUUUUCUUGGUCAAUCACAGAGGCUGAAUACGGGAGUUUGGCCAAAUUGCUUAAUUAUAAUCUGGUUGGACUCUGUUUUCAGUCAGAGUUGAAUAUUCAACUACCUAAAGGGCCCACUAAAUGUGUGAUAAUCUUGAUAGGACUUUGAUGCUCACUCCUUUUUCUCUCUUUUUGCUUCUUCUGUACUUUUCUCUCACUCUCCUCCCUUCUUCCCCUUUUCUCCAUUUGUUUGAUCUCUAUAUUCAGAGGCUUGAAAGAACACAGAGAAAAUCGAUUUUAAGCUGGCUGUUUUCUUUCACGAUUGUUGGAAGGCGAUUCAAUGGCUUUUCUCUCAUGUUUGAAUGGGUAUUCAACAUUGAAUCUUUAGUCGUCAUUUUCGUGCUAUUCAAAAGUGAUAAUUCAUCGUUUGGACGAAGGCCUGGCACAAAUAUUUCGAUGCAUAUAUAUAAACAAAAAAGGGAGGUUUUUUUUUAAUAUUUUUGUUCCAAUUAAUUACUCAUAAAUAAAAACAAACAAUUUGAUAACUCAUACUAGAAAUGAUAAGGUAGAUUCAGCGAAGUUUUGCUUCUUGUGGUUCAGAGUCAUCAAAUAAUUUUAAGAAAAAUAAUUGCUAGGAAUAGAAAUAUAACUAACAACUACUGUGAAAGACAUUAAUUUUUCAUUGCAUUAAUAUCACUUUGAAAACUUCCAUAUUUCCGUUGAUUGGGACGUACAUGACUUGGGUAUAUUAAUUUUAUAAGCAAGUUUAUAUUUUGUGUUGGAAAAGUCUUGUUUCCAGAAGUCAUGAAGUUAUAAGUAACCUUCAAAAGCAUGCUACGCAAAAUAAUGUAUAUAUUUAGUACUAUAGUAACCGCUUUUUCUUAAGAAAGAAGGCAAAUAAUUCUUAACCUAAAACAGACAACAUGGAUGGACAUCAGGAUGUGAUAAUUUCCAUUGGUCAGCAAGCUGAGCUGAGGAUGAGUGGUGAUGAUGGUGAUAAUGAGUUGAUAGGUUUCAUUGAAAAAUAUGUUGAAAGUGAAGGAAAAAUAAAUAAAACUAAUAAAAGUGAUGAUGGAUCGCAUAUCAAGAUACAAAAAGUUCCAAAACUUAUGCUGAGAAAAAAUAACUGGAAAGAGUUUUACAAGCCAAAGGAGAUUGCAAUUGGCCCUCUUCAUGCUUUCACCAAGAGCUUGAAAAACAUUGAUGAUCUCAAGCAUAGAUUGACGGCAAGAUUCAUUAAAGAAAGCGGCCGAGAUGGGAGAACUUUACUCGAAGAAAUCAAUAAAAAUAUCACUCAACUAAAGGAGUGCUUCGAUUUAAAGGUAUUACCCUCAUCCUUCAAUGAAGAUGAUAAGAAACUGGCCAGGUUAUUGUUUUUGGAUGGGUGUUUUGUACUACAAUUCAUAGAUAGUUAUGUUAAGGGUGACAUAAAAGAAUUUGAGAUUAGCAGUGGCCAAGCUGUUGAGAUUCAACAUGAUUUGUUUUUGCUGGAAAACCAAAUUCCCUUUCGAGUACUCAUAAUAUUGAUGAGGUUGAGUAACGAAGGGGUUCGGUUGAUGACAAACAUCUAUCAUUUUAUUUAUUUGAACAGUAUGGUACCGGAUUACUUCUGUACUACUAAAAAUAUUCGACAUAAUAACAAGAACAUCAUUGAAGAUGAUGAAUUGCCCGCUCAUCUUCUUGACCUUCUCAGAUCAGAGCUCUUAUUUGAGGAUGAAGAGCCUGAAUCCGAUCACGCUAGCAGCACAGCACAAGAGGGUGGAAGCACUACAGAUGAUACUCUUUUGCAUUACAAACGCUCUUUUCGCAACGUUCAAGAUCUUAAAGAAGUUGGCAUAAUGUUAAAGCCUGACUAUUCCUGUGGCCUGAGAUCUGUAUCUUUCUCUUAUCCAUUGUUUAUUUUUGGUCAACUUACACUUCCUCCGUUGAUUGUGGAUGACUCGACAGCACGCAAGUUGUUGAACUUGGUUGCUUAUGAAAUGUGCCCUGAUAACAAUAAGAAAAAAUACUCUGUGACUUCUUAUUUGAGGUUAUUAGAUUCACUCAUUGACAGUGAACAAGAUGUUAAAGAUCUAAGAUCAGCGCAUAUACUUCGAAAUAAUCUUAGCAGCGACGCAGAAGUAGCUCAAUUGUUCAACACCAUAGGCAGCAGCUUGGUGCCCUAUGACGCAUAUUUGACUGUGAAAAUGGAAAUACAAAAGCACUACGAAAGAAAGAUCGUUGCUUGGAAAGCUCAGUUCUAUAGAGAACAUUUUAGAAGUCCUUGGACUAUCUUGGCUCUUCUUGCUGCAGCAGCGGCACUUGUAUUAACAGGAAUUCAGACUUAUUACUCUGUCAAUCCUAAGGAAUGAGCUAGGGAAACAAGAAUCGGCUGCUCAGAACAAAAGACUACUCUUGAAAAAUGAAAACUUACUGAUCUCUUGAGGUUACUCUUUGAUUAAUGAAGCCAUUUUUUGUAUUAUUCAAUUAUAUUUUUGUAAUUAUUAAAACGAAAUCCUUGUGAAGUCCCAGUGGAGUGAUUUUGUGUUCAGUCCUUUCCUUUGGAAGAAUAAAUAAUGAUUUGUAUUUGGUUUAUAUUUUUUUUCCUCUUCAAGGAUGCAAUAUUAUAGUGUAAAAUGUUCAAUGAUUUGAAUAUCCUAUUGAAAUAAAUAUGAUGCUAUAAUUUGAUAGUUA